AUCGACACUGAAGUGAAACUUUUUAAUAUUAACAUUGUUGAAUUUUUUAAUUCUAUUACACCAUUUCGUUGGAGUAAACUUAUCAGUGACCAUCUACAGUCUGCAUUUUAGUUAAACACAAGAGGAUUCAGAGAUCACUGAAAACAUCAAACGGAUCAGUGGACAUGUGGCCUGCGAACUAUGCUAAUAUAGUGUUUGGAUGUAUUUGUUUAAUUCAAGUAUUUGUAUUUGCCGUUUCACAACACCUCGAUCUAAAUAAUGAGGACCUCACGAAACAUUUGGACAAUAUUAAAUUUUUAAACAAACAAACGGAAAAAGGCUCUCCAAAACAUACAGAUAAUUCCUUUGACUUUGAAAAUAGUGAUUUAGGCGAGCUAACCGACGAAGACAAACGUGCGCUGGACAGAUAUUCAUUUUUCGGGGGACUUGGAAAACGCGGACUCGAUAGAUACAACUUCUUUGGUGGAAUUGGAAAACGUGCUUUGGAUAAAUAUGGUUUUUUCGGUGGUAUUGGAAAAAGAGCCCUUGACCGGUAUGGAUUUGCUGGAUCAUUGGGAAAACGAGGUCUGGAUAGAUACUCAUUUAUGGGUGGAAUCGGCAAACGUGGUUUAGACCGGUACGGCUUUGCCGGGAGUUUAGGAAAAAGGGCUUUAGAUCGAUAUGGAUUUAUUGGUAGUCUUGGAAAAAGAAAGCUUGACCGAUUUGGAUUUAUGGGAGGCUUGGGUAAACGUCGUCUGGAUUCCCAUCGAUUUUUUGGAGGACUCGGAAAAAGAGCGGCGGAUCAGUACGAAAACCAAGGCGCGGCAUCCUCGGCGGAAACCGCUAAAUUGUACACAGGUGAAAAACCCAUGCAAAAACGAUUAUAUCCUUACUGGUACUACCGGCAAAGUGGAAGACCAAUAUUCACCCAAACUAGAGGAAUAGAUAGGUUCUCCUUUGCUGCAAGGCUUGGAAGGAGAUAAUCGGAGGAAAAAAUGAAAGGAGACGAUUUUAAAAUGGUCCAGAAAUUAAUUGAAACAUAUCUACCUAACUUGUUAGUAAAAUAUUUCCUCAGCCUUAAAAUUAUUCUUCAUGCUGGAAAAAUAAAGUUUCUUUGGUGCUUUGGGUAUGCUGACAUAUUGUGGGAAUUCUUUUAUAGAAAGAGAACAAUAUGUACUCUCUAUUUUG
This is a messenger RNA of Saccostrea cuccullata (small rock oyster), 1167 nucleotides long. Its product is annotated as buccalin-like. Bases 165 to 962 code for a protein of 265 amino acids. The transcript has 2 exons. Lineage: Eukaryota; Metazoa; Mollusca; Bivalvia; Ostreida; Ostreidae. The record is from RefSeq and is a predicted model, not a curated record.